Messenger RNA from Phytophthora infestans T30-4, 783 nucleotides. RefSeq lists its product as uncharacterized. Lineage: Eukaryota; Oomycota; Peronosporomycetes; Peronosporales; Peronosporaceae. The coding region runs from base 1 to 783 and encodes 260 amino acids. The record is from RefSeq and is a predicted model, not a curated record. The transcript has a single exon.
AUGGCAUUGCGGCAGCGCGGUGGUGGUGGCAGGGCGGUUACAGUGUGGUGGCAAAGCGAUGGCAGUGCGGCAGUGCGGUCUCAGUGCGGCGGCAGUGCGGCAGCGCCGUGGCGGUGGCGGUGGCAGGGCGGUCUCAGUGCGGUGACAGAUCGAUGGCAGGGCGGCAGGGCUGCGGCGGUGGCAGUUCGGCGGCAGAGCGAUGACAGUGCGGCAGGGCGGUGGCGGUGGCAGGGCGGCCUCAGUGCGAUGGCAGUGCGGCAAGGCGGUGGCGGUGGCAGGGCGGUCUCAGUGCGGUGGCAGAGCGAUAACAGGGCGGCAGGGCGGUGGCGGUGGCAGGGCGGUCUCAGUGCGGUGGCAGUGCGGUGGCAGUGCGGCAAGGAGGUGGCAGGGAGGUGGCGGUGGCAGUGCGGCGGCAGAUCGAUGGCGGCUCGGCGGCAGAUCGAUGGCAGUGCGGCAGAACGGUGGUGGUGGCAGGGCGGUCUCAGUGUGGUGGCAGAGCGAUGGCAGGGUGGCAGGGGGGUGGCGGUGGCAGUUCGGCGGCAGCGCGAUGACAGUGCGGCAGGGCGGUGGCGGUGGCAGGGCGGUCUCAGUGCGGUGGCAGUGCGGCAACGCGGUGGCGGUGGCAGGGCGGUCUCAGUUCGGCGACAGAGCGAUGGCAGAACGGCAGGGCGGUGGCGGUGGCAGGGCGGUCUCAGUGCGGUGGCAGUGCGGCAAGGAGGUGGCAGGGAGGUGGCGGUGGCAAUGCGGCGGCAGGUCGAUGGCAGCUCGGCGGCAGAGCGAUGA